AAUCGAAUGGUCAGCAGCAGUUUCCGAGCUUGAGAGACAGAGAGUAGAUCUACGAGUCAACUAAACUUACUUCGAACACAGGCAACAAGGCAAUCGACCUCUGUUAGCUGUUUGAAAUAGGUGCAUCGUUGCCCUUGUUGGAUUUUGGUAGGAGUUGCGGAUUCGGUUGUGAUCAUGGAGAAAGAUUUGGAUGCCUUGAUGAAUAGCACGAUGUCCGAACGUGGCGUGGUCGGUGUGCUGUGCGCCGAUAAAACUGGACUAACUCUUAGCACUCAGGGCAAUGGCGUGGGUAGUGCAUCUGGUCUGGUCCACUCGCUUGCCACCAAGGCAGCAACGCUAUCACCGCCCGGCAGUGCUCAACCAGUGGUUGCCGUAGAGACCGACUCGGGCAACAUCCUUAUCCAGCACAAUGGCAAUGCUACUGUCGCUGUUCACAAAGUCCAAUAACAGCCCGUCAUACUCUUCCAACUUCAGUUCCCGCCCUUCAUCAUCCAUCUCCAACAAUAGGGCGCAUGAGCACAAAACCUUUAUACGAAUACUCCAUGUUGCCUCCUAGGCUUUAUGAUACCAUCAUUAUUUUACAGUUGACUUAAAAAAUUCAGUGACUCGCUAAUACAUCUUCUCUGCUUGGAUUACGGUGAAGAAAGAUACCUACAAUGUAAACGGGUCAGAACAUCUUCUUAGCUUUUGCUAGCCAGUAUUUUCAUUAUUUUUUGAUUUGUACAUAUUGGACUUGGUUCUUUCUUUCUUUUUUAAUGUCAUCGUCACCCUGUUGUAUUCUUCUGUUACUAAUACUUACUAUGAGUGUUAUUAUACGGUGCGAUGUGAAGUUUGCUUUGUUGUUUUUUGUUGAAGUAGCCAGCACUAGCAGUUGGUUCCAUUGA
This is a messenger RNA of Sycon ciliatum, 884 nucleotides long. Its product is annotated as ragulator complex protein LAMTOR5 homolog. Gene Ontology annotation, cellular component: Ragulator complex; lysosome; cytoplasm. The transcript has 4 exons. The record is from RefSeq and is a predicted model, not a curated record. Gene Ontology annotation, biological process: positive regulation of TORC1 signaling; cellular response to amino acid stimulus. Bases 175 to 447 code for a protein of 90 amino acids. NCBI's taxonomy places the organism in Eukaryota, Metazoa, Porifera, Calcarea, Leucosolenida, Sycettidae. Gene Ontology annotation, molecular function: guanyl-nucleotide exchange factor activity.